Molecule: messenger RNA, 2664 nt
Organism: Penaeus indicus
Lineage: Eukaryota; Metazoa; Arthropoda; Malacostraca; Decapoda; Penaeidae
Product: facilitated trehalose transporter Tret1-2 homolog
Exons: 6
Coding region: 222-1928 (568 amino acids)
Biological process (GO): transmembrane transport
Cellular component (GO): membrane
Molecular function (GO): transmembrane transporter activity
Source: RefSeq, a predicted model, not a curated record
UUAAGCUGACCAGGUUGUGUCUGUCUCCUAUGUCACUGAGACUCGCUUUGACAUAGCGCGUUGAGAUUCUUUCCUGUUCCCCUCUUUUUUUCUGUUUCGUUUCUCCGUCCGUCGUACGUGCCGGGGGUCCGUGGCAGUUCUCCGGUUGUCAGUGCAGUGUGAGGAGAAGUCUGUCGGCGGCGCAGUGUACGUCGGUGUCAAAGCAGGCAACCGAACCCAAGAUGGCGCCGAUACCAGACGAACACCAGACCUCCAACGUCAACAUGAGACCGGGCGUCGAGAUCCCGGAGGAGGGGCAGGAGGAGAAUAGGAAGGGCGUGGAGACAGAGCCGUGUCUCGGGAAGGAGGCUGUGUCUAAGGAACCCAGGAAGAAGAAGGAGGAGGAAAAGGAGGCCGCGGGGAAGGAAGAGGAGGAGUUUCCCAUGUUGGAGAUGCUGGCGCGGAGCAUUCGCACGUCGGCUAAGGCUGACCUCGGAGAAUCCGCCGAAAGCACCUGUUCUCCGACUCAGGCUCCUUACACUGACCACCAAUCAGGAUGCUGCUACAGUCCCUACCUCGGCCCUUAUAUACGACAGGUGACAAUGGCAAUAGUGGCGUGUCUGGCAGGGGUAUCAGUGGGCAUGAUCCACGCAUACCCUGCUGUUGCUCUGCCCCGCUGGGAGGAAAUGGGUACGCCUUUACCCACUGUGCAGGCGACGUGGUUCGCGUCGACGCCCAUGGUCGUGAGUAUGCUGGCGUGCGUGGGAUCCGGCGUCCUGGUAGAGAGCCUGGGGACGAGGAGGGUCCUGCUCAUUUCCCUGCCCUUCCUCGCCCUUUCCUGGAUCAUGAUCGCCAUAGUCCACCACUUCUGGGUCCUGCUGGUUGCCAGGAUCAUCCAGGGUGUCGUUGCCGCCCUGUACAUGGUGGUGAUCACGGUGUACCCGGCGGAGGUGAGCGUCCCGCGCUGGAGGGGCAUGACCAUGUGCGUGUCGGAGGCCAUGGUCAUGCUGGGCGUGUUCCUCACGUACCUGGCCGGCCUCGUCCUCCAGCCGUCGCCCUUGGCCUACAUGAUCGCCGCCUCGCUCGUCCCGCAGGCCGUGUGCUUCUACUUCCUCCGCGAAGCCCCCCUGUGGCUGGCCAGGCAGGACCGCGACGAGGAGACGGCCGCCUCCCUGGCCUGCCUCAGGGGCCCGCUCGCCGACAUCACGACGGAGCUUGAGCAAAUCAAGUCGUCGGUGCUCACGGAGAGAAUCCAGAAGCCCACCGCGUCCGAGCAGCUGCUGCUCCUCAAGAAGCCGACCUACCUGAAGCCGCUGAUCCUGUCCGUGCUCGUGCUGCUGUUCAAGGAGCUGACGGGGCAGUACGCCGCCAUGGCCUACACCGUCCAGAUCUUCAAGAUGGCCGGCUCGUCGCUCGACCCCUACCUGUGCACCGUGGUCAUGGGCGCCGCGCGCUUCCUCCCCUGCUUCGUGUCGUGGCUCCUGAUCGAGCGCCUCCCGCGGCGCCUCCUGCUGUCGUCCUGCAUGACCCUCGCGUCCUUUGCACUGGCGACGCUGGGAGCUUUCCUGUGGUUCUGGUCCCUGAAGGAGGAGCCCCUGCCGGAGACCCUGGGCUGGAUCCCGCUCGCCUGCCUGCUGGUGUUCACCCUGGCCUUCGGGUCCGGCGUCGGCACCACCUCGUGGACGCUGGUGGCAGAGCUCCUGCCGUCGCAGGUGCGCAACGUGGGCGCGGGGAUCAUCAACACGUCGUUCAGCCUGUUCCUGUUCCUGGUGGGCCUCACGUUCCCCUUCAUGGUGGAGCUCAUGACCAUCGGCGGCGUGUUCAUCGUGUACUCCGGCUGCUCGCUCAUGGGCGCGCUCUUCGUGGUCACAUGCUUGCCCGAGACGCGAGGCCGCACCUUCGCCGAGAUCCAGAGGUCGCUGGACUCGCACGCGUCGAACGCCAUCUAGGCGGCGCUCCCUGCUCUUCACAGCGGAGGUCAUCGCGGCCGUAAACAGAUGAGGCCUCGUUGGGGGCUCGAGCUUGGACACUUUCAUUUCUUUAUGUCUGCGAUAAUUUCAGGUGAAAAGAACAAGGAUAUAUAUAUAUGUUGAUAGGUUUGGUUACAAUAGCUUUAACAUAGUUAUCAGCCCGAGCUCAUUCCACAAUCACCCUGUAUUUAUCUGAGAUAUUAUAGCAUAAUCGCUUUGAUAGCAUGGCGAUUACUGGUAUAAGAAAAAUCAUUAUUUUUCUCAUAACUCAUAUCUCGAUUCCUCGUCCAGAUGCUAGCUUUGUCUUGGCUGUCCCUUUGGGGAAACCUGGAGCUGACAUUGAUUCCGUCUUGGAUGAAGCAGUCACGGUUGGAAAGGACAAGAAAAUACGAUUUUUUCGAAACUUUUUUUUUCAUCUGUCUCGAUUUCUUUUCAGGAGGGAUCUGUUGUAUCGAAAAAUGGGUAAUUACUAGAAUGCUUUCAACUUAGGUAGUAGGAGUCCAUUGCUCCACUCGAUAAUUUCCUAUUUGUUGUCGUUUCCUACCAUGAAUAUUUUUAUCAUCAUAUCACACAAAUUUCUACGUUUGUCCAUUGAUUUAACUCUCUUAAUUCUACGUUACUGGAGAUGCGAUACACUUUGUGAUACGUAAGUCUAAAUAUACCACACUACACACACACACACACACACACACACACACACACACACACACACACA